Messenger RNA from Gilbertella persicaria, 1164 nucleotides. RefSeq lists its product as uncharacterized. Bases 4 to 1158 code for a protein of 384 amino acids. Lineage: Eukaryota; Fungi; Mucoromycota; Mucoromycetes; Mucorales; Choanephoraceae. The transcript is spliced from 7 exons. Gene Ontology annotation, molecular function: guanyl-nucleotide exchange factor activity; translation initiation factor activity. The record is from RefSeq and is a predicted model, not a curated record. Gene Ontology annotation, cellular component: eukaryotic translation initiation factor 2B complex. Gene Ontology annotation, biological process: translational initiation.
UUUAUGACACUUUCUACAGCUCUUGAGACGCAAAUAAACGAGUUUAUUCAAAAGCUAAAGAGACGUCAAGUUGUUGGCUCUUUCUUUGUUGCAAGAGAAACUGCUAUUAUCCUUCGUCAAGUUGUCUCAACGACUCGCUGGCGUGAUGCUAACGAAUUGAUUGAUGUUAUCACUCGAAUUGGCUCGAAUUUGGCUUCUGCUCAACCCAAUGAAUUCGCUAUUGGCAACAUUGUAAAGCGCGUUUUGAAAGUGAUUCGAGAAGUAUCUCGAGUCGAAAUCAAUAUAGACAAUUCGACAGAGAUAGCUACACCUGAUGAUUCUAGUUUCAGUGAGGAUGAAGGACACUAUCAAUCAGUUCAUAAUAUAAGCGAAGCAAGGCCUGGAUUAUCCACUCAACAAUCCAUGUUUCGGUUAUUAUCAGAUACCCAUCAAAAUAAGACAGAAAAGAAAAUUCAGGACGCUUAUCAUUUAAAGCCUUUGGUUAUCCAAGAAAUCACAGAGGAAAUUAUUGCUGAUCUAGACACAAAAGACACUGCUUCUAUUUACAAGGGAAUUGCAGAUCAAGCGUUGGAUUUUAUUCAUGCAAAUGAAGUUAUUAUGACAAUUGGUAUUUCUAGAACAGUACAGGAGUUCUUGAUGAAAGCAGCACAAAAACGUAAAGUUCAAGUGCUUGUAGCAGAGACUGCACCGACAUAUCAAGGACACAAGAUGGCUUUGUUGUUAUCUCAAGCAGGAAUCGAUACAACUGUCAUUGCUGAUUCUGCUAUUUUUGCUGCCAUGCCCCGAGUAAACAAGGUUGUUUUGGGUGCUCAUGCCGUCCUUGCCAACGGUGCACUUGUCUCUGUUUCGGGCUCUCAUUUAUUAGCAUCAGCUGCUAAACACCAUUCUACACCUGUCUUGGUCUGUACAGCCUUGUACAAGUUAUCUCCUCUAUUUGCUUAUGACGCAGCUGCAUUCAAUAUCACUGUUUCGCCACAGAAUGUUAUGAGUUUUCAGGAAGGUGAUAUUAUUAACAAUGUCACCAUCACAAACCCAUAUUACGAUUACGUUGGACCAGACUAUGUCAGCUUGUUCAUUCAUAAUCUUGGAUCAGCACCACCUACUUAUAUCUAUCGAUUGAUCAACGAUAAUUAUGAUGGAGAAGAUACUACUCUUUAAAUACAG